AUGACUAAGCUGUACAUUUGUCCUGACACUGGUUCAGACGAAAAUGACGGUACCGAGGAACGACCUCUGAGCACGCUUUUCCAGGCCAUGAUGUUAUCGAAGAACUCUGGCGAAUUCCUGGCCCGAACCGUGAAGGAGGACGGCUCGAAAACGUGGGAACCAGCUGCCAAGGCUGCCAUCAAGAAGAACUUGAAAAAAUACGAAGCUGAAAUGAAGAAAGCGGAAAAAGCUGCAGGACG
Molecule: messenger RNA, 239 nt
Organism: Cooperia oncophora
Lineage: Eukaryota; Metazoa; Nematoda; Chromadorea; Rhabditida; Trichostrongylidae
Source: the annotation of a GenBank genome assembly